GUUUGAGAAGGGAAGAUGAAGAAUUGUUGGGCCCUUCGGAGGAGGAACAGGAAGGUUUGGAGCAGCUGGCCAAAGUGCUAGACAAUGUCUCCUGGAAGUAUUGGAAGCCAGGCGAGCAGCCCGCGAAGAUCUUGGAUUGGAUGUACCUGGGUGAUUUGAAGGAAGCCACUGAUUUCGAGUUGCUGAACGACCGGCACAUCACAGCCGUCCUGAACUUGAUCAAUUGGUGGGAGCUGAGUUCUCGGCUGCCAGAGGUGGCAGAUUUCAGCGAACUCUACAGCUCCCAUGACGUAGAAUUCCUAGAAGUUGACUCAGAGGACCGCCUCUUCUUCGAUAUCGUGGAGAAGUGUUGGCCGACCUGCGAGUCAUUCUUGAAAAGAUGCAAAGCUCGUGGAAAGAAGGUCUUAGUGAAUUGCAAGGCUGGUCACAAUCGCUCAGCGUGUAUGUGCGUUUGCUGGCUAGUGGCCUGCGAAGGCUAUGGCCUCUUGGAAGCGUUGGAUUUGGUUCAGACACGUCGUGGCUCGAUCUUAUCCAACCACGGCUUUCGGCUGCAACUCCUGCGUUUGGCCUUGCGCCUGGGUCGCCUGGGGGAGAUCGACGCGGCCGAAACAAAGCCCGGCGGGUUGGUAAAAAGCGGCAGCAACUCGCAGGUGAAGAGCAUCAUCAAUGAGAAGCGCAUGACGGUGCAGUACGAUGUGGCCACAGAGGACCGCGGCUUUCGACGCAUGACCUCGCCCUUCCAAGCCAUGCGGCCGCGAAAGCUGUCGCUGAUCUCGGAAGAGGUGCACCAGAAUGUGAAUCAGAGAUCCUUAAAGGUGGAGCUUUUGGCCUGCUUGUAUCACAGGAAUCAAAAAUUCCUGGACGAUUACGAGUACACGAGCCAACCCCCCACCAUCAUUGGUAGUGGCUUUAGUGGAGAUGUGGUUCUGUGCCGGAGCAAAAAGAAGACUGCGGUGGUGCAAAAUCAAGAGACUUUCGUGCGAUGCGUCAAGCGUUUCAACUUGACCUGCAUGGGUCCAGAAAAGCUGGAGAAGUUGAAGAACGAGGCAGUGAUUUAUUUGUCUUUGGAGCAUCCCCACAUUGCAAGGCUCUUCGAUGUCUACGAGGAUCCCCAGGAGGUGAGUUUGGUGAUGCAGUACUGCGCGGGUGGCACCUUAGAGAGUGCCAUCCGCAGCCAGGGGGCCUUCUCCGAGUCCAGGUUCCAGGAGUUGGCAUUUCCCAUGCUGCUCACAGUGAAUUACAUUCACUCCUGCGGUAUCGUACAUCGAGAUAUCAAGCCCAGAAAUUGGGUUUAUGAGGCAGAUGGUCGGACCAUCAAGCUCAUCGACUUCGGUUUCAGCGUGAAGGGAUAUUUGAACACAGAGGGCUUAAAAGGAUGCAUGGGCACCUUGGGAUAUUUGGCGCCAGAAGUGGUCACCGCGGGCUUGAGUAAUGAAAAUGCCUACACCGACAAGUGCGAUAUUUGGUCCUUGGGAGUUGUCUUCGUUGAGUUGUUGACCGGGGAAGCCGCCUUUCAUCGUGACGCCGGGCAAUGUGAUGGCUACACCGAAGAGGUGGUGCUGCGAGAAAUCAAAGAGGUCACCGAUGAGAGCAUCGAGCGGAUCCUGGAGCAGGUGCCGCCAGCCUCUCGCAGCUUCCUGGCGAAGAUGUUGACGAAGGACCCCAAAAUGCGAUCCACGGCGCAGUUGCUGCUGACGGAUGCCUACCUGAGCCAAGCACGGGCCGCGCUAUGCCAUCCACCGAGGGCCUUGCCUGUGAGUGCCAUCCUGGAUCGAUUUCGUUGUCAUGCGAAGACUUCCCAGCCCACACGGGCGUGGCUCCUGGCUGUUGCGCGCUCUCCCACAUAUUUACCGUGGGAGGAGUUCACUUCUUUGCGUGACACCUUCAAGAUGUUUGAUGCUCGUGGGCUCAGCGGUGUGGUCAACUUGGAGACCUUCCUGCAGGUAAUCCAAGAGGUUUGCCAGGAUUCGCGCAGUAUGUGGCAAGAGCAACCCGACGACAGCCCCCGAAAGACAGUUUCGAAGGUAUGGAAGGCUGUCUGUGGAGAGCAGGAAUCCUUGAGCUACUGUGAGUUCCUGGCGAUGCUCUUUCCACCCAUGGAAGACAUCUUUGAAGAUGCCUCCAGAGCGGAAGGCCACGAGGAGCUGAAUUCGCCCCUGCAACCGCGGGAGCAUUGGAAUCCAUCGAAGCCGGUGUCCCAUUACUUGGCUCAGAUGAAGCGGAGUGCCAGCUCAUUGUUCCCUCAAGCUUUGCUAUUUGAUGAAGAUCAAAAGGUCAAGGAGGUGGUGGCUGAGAUGGUACGUUUCCAUCGGCGAUGGGCCAUUAUCCGAUACAGGGAUGGCCACCAUGAGUUCUUCGACUACAUGGACAUCAAUCACCGUUUGGUCAAGGAAGCAGGUUCCUGCUGGUCAAAAGCGGCAGAAUGUUUGCAACAGAUCUGCAAUGCACAGGUCGGCGACCUAGCGAACUGCUCCAGCUUUUGCAGCUUCGUGGCACUGGAUGUUGAGACCCCCCUGCGCGACGUGCUGCAUUUGAUCGCCGGGCGGCAUCGCAAGAAACGCCAGGGACAGGUGCGCCGGGUGCCAUUGAGAGACGGCAAAGAGAUUGUGGGCGUCUUCUCCUGUCUGGAUUUCUUGAAUUUAGCCCUGAAGUCCACCGCACCCACUGCAGUGCUCAAGUCGUUGAGUGCCAAAGUCUUCGACCGUCGCAGCACCAUUUUGCAGGUCUCAGUGAACCAGGACGAGCCUAUGCUCCAUGCCUUGACAGUGAUGAAAGCUGAGGGGUUGACAAUCUGCCCAUGCACGUUCCGGGAGCUCUCCGGUAGCUUGGGCGGUGUGGUGGCCAGCAAUGUGAUUUCCACUGCUGACUUGAAGUGGGUGGUGCGUUCCGGCGACUUCGCGGCGCUGCAUCUGUCGGUCCAGGACUUUGUGGCCUGGCGCCGGAAGGCCGAAAGCUCGGACCUGGACCACAUCCUGAGGCAGCAACGCUUCAUGCGUUUCAACGUUGUCAGCGCUUCAGAAGAUGCAUCUCUUCACACCCUGGCACGCCGCUUGGUGGACUCCAAGUUGCAACGGAUUUUCUUGUCCUCCGACGACAUCGCGCGCAUUGUGGGCAUCGUGUCCUCACGCGAUAUCAUGCUCCAAGUCCUAGACCAAUUGGCGUAG
Messenger RNA from Cladocopium goreaui, 3164 nucleotides. Lineage: Eukaryota; Dinophyceae; Suessiales; Symbiodiniaceae. The record is from the annotation of a GenBank genome assembly.